CUGGUUUAUUAAUUUUUGGGCUUAAAACGCGGAACAAUAUUAAGCUGUGACAAAAAAAUUAGAGCCAAACAGGUUCUUAGUGCUCCGGACCGAGCUGGACCUAGUUAUUAUAUACAGAGACACAGGUUGAGGGUUAGGGUUUAUCAUCUUCAAUAACAAUUAAGCUUGAAUCGCAAUGACUAAGUUCAGGAAGCUUAAUCGACCAACAGGUCAUCGCAUGUCUAUGCUCAGAACAAUGGUUUCGCAGCUUGUUAAGCAUGAGCGUAUCGAAACUACUGUUGCUAAGGCAAAAGAAGUUCGUCGACUAGCUGACAAUAUGGUACAGCUUGGAAAGGAGGGCACUCUCUGUGCUGCAAGACGUGCUGGUGCUUUUGUUCGAGGUGAUGAUGUCAUUCACAAGCUAUUUACAGAGUUGGCUUAUCGAUACAAAGAUAGAGCAGGGGGAUACACAAGAAUGCUCCGUACUAGAAUACGAGUCGGUGAUGCUGCACCAAUGGCCUAUAUAGAGUUUAUAGACAGAGAGAACGAGCUUAGACAAUCGAAACCCCCAACUCCUCAACCACCACAAAGAGCACCUCUGGAUCCAUGGACAAGAUCCCGACUUAGCAAGCAGUUUGCGCCACCCAAGGAGGAAAAGAGUUCUGAUUCUGAUAUUUAGUAAUGUUAUAGUUCCUUGUUUUCUUGGUUUUUAUAAGCCAAAUUGUUGUUUAUCUUUUAAUAUUCAGAAGAAUUUUACCUCAAGUGUUAAAACCAAUGGGUUGGUGAAGUUUAUACAUAAUAAGCGACUUUGUUUUUUAGAAA
This is a messenger RNA of Daucus carota subsp. sativus, 801 nucleotides long. RefSeq lists its product as uncharacterized. NCBI's taxonomy places the organism in Eukaryota, Viridiplantae, Streptophyta, Magnoliopsida, Apiales, Apiaceae. Bases 176 to 658 code for a protein of 160 amino acids. The record is from RefSeq and is a predicted model, not a curated record. Gene Ontology annotation, molecular function: structural constituent of ribosome. Gene Ontology annotation, biological process: translation. Gene Ontology annotation, cellular component: large ribosomal subunit; ribosome. The transcript has 6 exons.